AUGUCUAUUCUCACUUUUACUUCUGCUUCUCUUGCUUCUUACUACCAUCUCCUGUUUACUAUUCUUGCCUUGUUCAUUUCAGGUCUUAUUUUCUUGAUUUCUCGAAAAUCCAAAUCCAAAAGCUUAAACUUCCCUCCAGGUCCACCCGGUUGGCCUAUUGUAGGAAAUCUUUUCCAAGUUGCUCAAUCAGGCAAGCCUUUCUUUGAAUAUGUUGGUGAUUUGCGUUCAAAAUAUGGUUCGAUUUUUACUCUAAAAAUGGGGACAAGAACAUUGAUCGUCAUCAGCGAUGCGAAAUUAGCUCACGAAGCACUCAUUGAAAGGGGUGCUUGCUUUGCAUCGAGGCCUCGAGAAAACCCAACAAGGACCAUCUUUAGCUGCAACAAGUUCAGUGUCAACGCGGCAGUUUAUGGUUCCUUAUGGCGGUCGCUGAGGCGAAACAUGGUGCAAAACAUGCUCAGUUCAAGUAGGAUUAAGGAGUUUCGUAACGUGAGAGAGAGUGCAAUGGAUACACUCAUUGAUCGGCUUAGAACAGAAGCUGAGACUACUGAUGGAGUUGUUUGGGUGCUUAGACAUGUCCGUUUUGCAGUGUUUUGCAUACUUCUAGCCAUGUGUUUUGGUAUUGAAAUGGAUGAUAAAACCAUUGAAAAAAUGGAUCAGGUAAUGAAGUCAGUCUUGAUAGUUCUUGAUCCAAGAAUUGAUGACUUCCUUCCGAUUUUGAGCCCGUUUUUCUCCAAGCAAAGAAAAAGGGUAUCUCAAGUUAGGAAAGAGCAAGUAAAUUUCAUGGUUUCCCUAAUCGAAAAGCGAAGGAAAGCUCUCCGAAACCCUGGAUCAGACAAAUCGGCAAUGUCAUUUUCGUACUUGGAUACCCUUUUUGACCUAACAGUGGAAGGAAGGAAAUCAUCUCCAAGUAACGAAGAGCUUGUCACUCUUUGCUCAGAGUUCCUCAAUGGCGGGACUGACACCACCGCAACCGCCGUCGAAUGGGGCAUUGCACAGCUAAUUACCAAUCCUGAGGUUCAGACCAAGCUUUACAACGAAAUAAAAUCAACUGUUGGUGAUCGAAAAGUGGACGAGAAAGAUGUAGAAAAAAUGGAGUAUUUACAGGCAGUAGUAAAAGAAUUGCUACGUAAACACCCUCCUACAUAUUUUGUUCUAAGUCAUGCAGUUACCGAGCCCACAACAUUGGCAGGUUAUGACAUAUCAGUUGAAGCAAGUGUUGAAUUUUACUCUCAUGGCAUAGGGGAGGAUCCGAAAGUUUGGAACAAUCCCGAAAAAUUCAACCCGGAUCGGUUCGUGUCCGGUGGAGAGGAUGCCGAUAUCACCGGAGUGACUGGAGUGAAAAUGAUGCCUUUUGGUGUAGGAAGGAGGAUUUGCCCUGGUCUAGGGCUGGCCACCGUGCAUCUUCACCUAAUGGUUGCAAGAAUGGUUCAAGAAUUUGAGUGGACCGCCUAUCCACCAGGUAGCAAGUUGGAUUUCUCUGGCAAGUUGGAGUUUACUGUGGUUAUGAAGAAUAGCCUCAGAGCUAUGGUCAAGCCAAGGGUUUAA
Dovyalis caffra is the source of this 1545-nucleotide messenger RNA. The record is from the annotation of a GenBank genome assembly. NCBI's taxonomy places the organism in Eukaryota, Viridiplantae, Streptophyta, Magnoliopsida, Malpighiales, Salicaceae.